CGACACAGAGAGCAAUCAUAUUUGAUUCCUAGUAAYUUCCCCUGGGCGAUUGAAUUCGACAUUGAGAUUACUUCCUCCUGCACUAUCUUUUUCUUUCCUGGCUCGAAGGCAAAUAAUCCAUGAUGGGAUCAAAAUCAUCGAAGCCAGUCGUCAAACCUCCAGCAGAUUGGGAACGACAGGAAGUCAGAAGACCCUUCGAGGUUAUUUCACCUUGCUCCGACAUUUCCAACCCUUCAGACUUUAACCGCGUACGAUACCAUCGAAAAUCGCAUGAGUAUAAGCUUGAACCUCCUCCUCCACCACAUCAACGACAGCAGAGCCGAAAAAAUGGUGCUGGUGCGAAACAGGGCACUCCUUUCGAUCAAAACAAACCGAUACCAAGAAGAGUAUCGAACAAAAGUAGUGGCAGCAAUCCACAUAAUAUUCCCGUAGCCGUAAAAGUAAGAAGAAGCAACAGCACAAGAGGUACUGGCAGUGAGAAAGUUCGUCGCAACAGCAGCAGCACAACAGGAACUAAUAGCGGCGGUGACAAGGCGAUUGCACCUGGAGCUUUCUACUUCCCAACUAAGGAAUCGGAACGACGAGCAGAUCGUCUUGCAAAAAGAGAGCUAAGAGCCGACCAUCAGGAGAUUGCUAUCAAGGCUAUUACUAGCAACAAGAAAAAAGASAGGAACAAGAGCAGAAUGAUCACCACAAACAUGAACAGGAUCAUAACCACGAGCAUCAAGGAAAACAUCAAAAACAUUGACAUCAAGCAAAAAACGAAGUCUAUUCGAAGAGGGGCUCGAAAAGCUGCCAGAAAAAUGAAGAAAAAGAAAGACACUUUCACACGAAUCGCUAUUGCUGUUGCAAAUGCAUGCUUGGAGGAAACGAAGAAUAUGCGGCUAGAGGAAGCUAUGGCAGCGAACACUAAAACGGAUAGCCAGUUGAUUGCGUCACAAACCUCGGAAACAUAUCCUUUGGAAAGAAAGAAUUCGGCGUUGAUGCGGAGAACUCGCCGUCGUUCGGAAAUCAUUGCUCCUGGUGACUUGGGAGUUACAACAGGUCGAAAGCAGAUCGAUUCCCGAACCAUAGUUAAGAAGGAAGACGAUGAGCAGGUAGAUAGCUUUACCAAGGAACAGGAACGCCACCAGAAUCAAAUGGACCGAGUUACUUCCGUUGCAUUGCACCAAGAAGAUGUCUACUUCGCUCGUUUGUCCCUUUCUCCUAGUGCACAGCACGGAGCUUCUCCAUGCGCGCAGAAUGGGGGUAACAAUAGAGUAACAUCUAUUCUUGGUAGCAUCAAACCUGGUUUGGAGUCGAGAACUGAUGUUGAGACUACACCCGUUGAUCAUAGACAAAAGUCUGUGGACUCUACCAUGGACACUCCCGUGAGUGAUCUUUUCAGUGCCAAUGGUUCUCUUCCGGAUAAGAGGGACGACGAUUGCCUGAAUGCAUCAAUCAAGAACAAACAGAAUAACUCAUCUCCAGUUAGCAGCCUAAUGCGUUUCUAUACCAAGACUGGACCAAUGGAGUCGUCUCCAAAGUCUUACUUCUCCAAUGAAGAAGAAAAAACAUUUCAGGUUUUCGCUGAUGAACAUAGCGAUUCGAGUAGUGAUAGAAAGGGCAAGGAUGCGACUAUUGGCAGCAGACAAAGUCUAGAGUCCAAUAGUUCUCUCUACACAGUUGAAUCAAUGACUUACAAGAAGGUAGAUGGAAAAGACUUGAAGCUUUUAGUCCAUGAUAAUGAAGUUGAUUCCGACAGAGAGACGGAUACGUUUUCUUCUUACAGUCKGUCCGUAAUGAAAACGGUAGAGUCGAAAAAAAGCAGUACCAAGAAGAAAUCAUCAAAACCUAAAGUAAGCAAAUUGGAAUCUCUAUUCCGACCAAUCUUGCCAGCUUUAUCGACAGACGAUGCACAGAGCCAGUCCAGCUAUGAUCCGUACGAGAUCAAAGUUACCGAAUCAGCACCAGGUAUCAUUCAGGCUGCGAAUUACAUGUCUCUCGGUGCUAGACGUUCAUCGUCCUCGAGUCGUAUUAGCGUACAGUCAAGGAAGAAMAAUUUUACUUCUGGAAGUCCCUCCAUGUCUGUACUAUCGAUCGAUACACAACGUGAACCGUCUCCUACUUUAUCGAAAAAAACGGUUUCCAACCAGGCGAAUCUCAAUUCUGACUUCUUAUUCACAGACGAUAGUGCCCCGGUAGUGGUCGCUCAGGAUCCUAAUGAGAGAAAUAAUUCUGCAACGAUUUCCAUCUCUACCGCUGGCGCCAGAAGUCGCCUUGCAAACAAAUCUACUCAGAAGGGCGUAGCUAUUCUUAGGAGGAAUGAGGAGACCGAGUUCGAUGGUAUUAGUGUGGAUAAUAGCAGUCUGAAAAGUGAAAGACGUGUUCGCUUCUCUAAAGAUUCUGUUCGCUUGGUACCCGCCCAAGAACCGGAAAAGUCUGAAUUUGAAAACGUUCAAUUCGUGUCGAAUUUUGUAGGGCGGUCAAAUGAUGCACAUUCACACGAAGAAACCCCAGAAGAUGAGCCCGAGAGCAGCAAGAAUUUUGGUGAAAGAGUCAAUGAGCAGGAACUGAAAUCGAUUGGAGAAGAACCUUAUUUGAGUCUUCAAGAUGCUAAGCAUGAUAUUCAGACUGAGAUAGAACGGGUCGAUUCAGUUGCAGAAAGCAUAGAUCUUCCAGAAGUGAAAAGUAAUAUGGCCAUCCGCAGAAGCUCGGAAAGCGUUCGAAGCAUUCGAUCGAAUGAUUCAUUCCCUGAGAGUAUCCUAGAAGAAGAAGAAGAAGAAGAGAGGGAAGAAGCCUCGCCAGAUUCUGUCCAUUGGACUUACAGCAAAAAUGGUGUUACUCCAUUUGUUCCUGGUCGGUCGGCCGCAAAUCCUGCAAAAUCCCCCUUUUACCGUUAUCAGAAUGCCAAAACGAAAUUCAACACUCAAGAUCUCAUCGUGAAGAGUAAGAGUCCCAAAAAGAGCCCUGCCAAAAUAUUAAGAAAGGGAUCCGGUGGUCUCGUUUCCUUAAGAGUCCAGGAACUCAAUACAAGGGUUACUGAAGUUCGAAAGUUGAAGCGAAUGAGGAAGAAAAUGACGAACCCCAGGUUACACACUCACAAUUUUGACAACACCCAGCCAGUGAGAAGUCGAGCACUUAUGAAUUACAAGACAAACUUCAGUGCUGCGGACCUCGAGAAGAGUAAUAAUAUGAUGGCUGCAAAAUUCAAUGUCAUUCCAGACGUGGAUGAUGACGAUGACUCUACUUUUUCAGCUGAGCUCAUUCCGAAUAUUGCGUUGGAAAAAGGAUCAGAAGAUGAUGACGYUAGUAGAAUGUCAGAAACGACUGGUGUCACAUCUAUAGCUACCAUUCGUCAGCACAGAGAUUCGAGUGGCCUCAGUAUGAGUAGUCGAUCAACGGCUUCGUCCGGACUGAGCAACUUGAAAAAACAGGUGUUCCGUGUGUCAGAAGGAACAAAGAGUCGUACAUCUACAAGCGAUAGCACGACAAUUUCAUCCAUGAUUCAAGAGGAAAAUGAAAACUAUCUUCCAUUUCGUUCGACGUCUAAAGUUGUAAAACCUAAUGAGCAGUAUCCCGCGGUGCUACAUUUGUCGCCAAGUAAAGGUACUCCAGCAAUGAAAUGGAGGUCAUUGGCAGCUAAAGCUGCUGAAAUGGAUGCUCUCAAAGCAAGCUCUUGCAAGCCUAGAAAAGGCUUGGCUAUUCGAAACAUGAACCAUGGAGAGGCUUUACCUUAGGUACUACAGCAUUUAGAUGUGUUUGAAAUGAAGUUAUCRAUCUAUUUUUUACGAUUGGUGUAUUCUCUCAACUUGGAGAGCAAUAAUGCACUCUCUUAUUAACGUUUGUGGCUUGACAAAAAAAGCACAAUUUAUAAAAUAUUUCUUUUCAUGUUCAAAUUAUUGUGCUUUUGCUUGUUCUUUCAUACAAUUGACACAGUAUCAGUUUGAGUCAGCAAUAGUUGGAAGUGUCUCAUUGAAUGACUAAAACGAACACCAACAA
Pseudo-nitzschia multistriata is the source of this 3981-nucleotide messenger RNA. The record is from the annotation of a GenBank genome assembly. Lineage: Eukaryota; Bacillariophyta; Bacillariophyceae; Bacillariales; Bacillariaceae.